CCACUGGAUACACGAGUUCGGCUGCCUCUUUCUCCUGGGAAGUCUGUGAGCAUGAAGCUGUGUCUGCUUCUCAUUAUUUCGCUGUUUGUGGUACUCACAGAUGGGGCACAACCCAAAAAAUGCUUUGAUCAGAUCACUGGCUACUGCAGGAAGCAAUGCAAACCAGGGGAAAUCUCUGAAGUAGAUUGUGCAAAUGAGAAAUUGUGUUGCGUUAAUGAAGAGGAAAAGAAAAACCUCAGGGAAUCUUCUCCUACA
Messenger RNA from Dipodomys ordii (Ord's kangaroo rat), 255 nucleotides. RefSeq names its product beta-defensin 128-like. The annotation marks the transcript as partial. The record is from RefSeq and is a predicted model, not a curated record. Gene Ontology annotation, cellular component: extracellular region. The transcript has 2 exons. Lineage: Eukaryota; Metazoa; Chordata; Mammalia; Rodentia; Heteromyidae. Gene Ontology annotation, biological process: innate immune response.